Molecule: messenger RNA, 1587 nt
Organism: Effrenium voratum
Lineage: Eukaryota; Dinophyceae; Suessiales; Symbiodiniaceae
Source: the annotation of a GenBank genome assembly
AGCCCAUUUUUGCCGAGCUCAGCCCUUUGGCCGCCGGCUAAUAAGUUGCGCGGCGCGUGCAGCCGUCGGCAAAUCUCAUUGAGGCGCCAUGUCGAUGCAGAGCGGCAGCUUCAGAUUCUUGAACCUCAUCAAGCCGGUGAUGUGCGUCCUGCCGGAAGUCGAGGCCCCCGACCGCCGCAUUCCUUUCAAGGAGAAGAUUUUGUGGACCUCCAUCUCCCUCUUCGUCUUCCUAGUGUGCUGCCAGAUCCCCCUCUACGGCGUGCUGACUUCGAAGAGCUCGGAUCCCUUCUACUGGAUGCGCGUGAUCUUGGCGUCCAACCGGGGCACCCUCAUGGAGCUGGGUAUCUCCCCCAUCAUCACCUCCGGCAUGGUGAUGCAGCUGCUGGCGGGCAGCAGGAUCAUUGAUGUGGACCAGACCUUGAAGGAGGACCGAGCGCUCUUCCACGGCGCGCAGAAGCUGUUCGGCAUGCUCAUCACCAUGGGCGAGGCCGUGGCCUACGUCAUGAGCGGCAUGUACGGCAGCCUCCGCGAGAUCGGUGCCACUUGCGCCAUCCUGCUCAUCAUCCAGCUCUUCUUCGCCGGAGUGGUGGUGAUCCUCUUGGACGAGCUGAUGCAGAAGGGCUACGGCAUCGGCUCGGGCAUCUCCCUCUUUAUCGCCACCAACAUCUGCGAGAGCAUCAUUUGGAAGGCCUUCUCUCCGACCACCAUGAACACCGGCAAAGGCACAGAGUUCGAGGGCGCCAUCGUGGCUACCUUCCACUUCAUGGCCUCCAGGAGCGACAAGCUGAUGGCCCUGAAAGAGGCCUUCUACCGCCAAAGCGCCCCCAACCUCACGAACCUCUUUGCCACGGUCUUGGUCUUCUUCGUGGUGAUCUACUUCCAAGGCUUCAAGGUGGACCUCCCCGUGAAGUACCAGAAGGUGCGCGGGCAGCAGGGCUCGUACCCUAUCAAGCUCUUCUACACCUCCAACAUCCCGAUCAUUCUGCAGACCGCCCUGGUGUCGAACCUCUACUUCCUGUCCCAGCUGCUCUACAGGCGCUUCAAGUCCAACAUGCUGGUGAACCUCCUGGGCCAGUGGCAGGAGGCGGACUUCGGCGGGACCUCCAUCCCUGUGGGUGGCUUUGCCUACUACAUCUCCCCGCCCAAUAGCGUCUCCAACAUCUGGGAGGAUCCUCUUCAUGCGCUGAUCUAUGUCUCCUUCGUGCUGAUCUCCUGUGCGCUCUUCUCCAAGUUCUGGAUCGAGGUGUCCGGUUCCUCCCCGCGGGACGUGGCCAAGCAGCUGCGGGACAACUCUAUGGUCUUCAAGGGUCACCGAGAGGAGUCCCUGUUGAAGGUGCUGGACAUGUACAUCCCCACUGCCGCGGCCUUCGGCGGUAUGUGCAUCGGCAUGCUGACCAUCAUGGCCGACUUUCUGGGCGCCAUCGGUAGCGGCACAGGUAUCCUGCUGGCGGUGACCAUCAUUUACCAGUACUUCGAGAUGUUCUACAAGGAGAAAGAGCAGGGCAACAUGCUCUUCUGAUCGUGCGAGCCCGGAAAUCCUAGAGAAUUGGAUGCUUGGAAAGAAUGGGUUUUAACCGAAAAUAUGAC